Molecule: messenger RNA, 6287 nt
Organism: Schistosoma guineensis
Lineage: Eukaryota; Metazoa; Platyhelminthes; Trematoda; Strigeidida; Schistosomatidae
Source: the annotation of a GenBank genome assembly
UCGCGUAACAGGUUCCAAGGAUUGAUGACUUGGCGUCAAAACCUGUAUGCCACGGGUAUUUUGUUCGUUCUUGACUUUUCUACUCGCCUGCUAUGUCAUCUUAGAUGUCCCAAUCUAGUGGGAAGAAAACGAAGAUAAGAAAGAGUAAAGUGGUCUAACUUUUCAAGCCGUUCUUUGUAUGGUAAACCCCGGAGUUCCGGAAUCGCACGGGUAGUUACCCUCUGUACUUUUUCCGGGAUAUCCGAGUCACCUUUUAAACAGAGGCUUGGAGCCUGAACGCAGUUUUGAAGCUUAGUUUUCACUAGGGUUUUGUAUACUGUAGUGAACAUGGCAGUAUCUAACUUGGUGAAUGCCCAUCUUAAAGCCCAUAGGGUUCUAAACCCCUUAGCUGCAAUCUCGCAGCAGUGGCCUGUGAUCCUAAGAUCAUGACUCACUGUCACCCCAAGAUCCUUGUGAGACCGAACCACCGGUACAGGCACUUCUCCUAUGCUGUACCUAUUUACCUUUGUAUCCCGAAAGUGCAUGUAGACAUACUUUGUUGUGUUGAUAGGCACCAUCCACUCUUUAAACCAGGUAGUCACAAAAUCUAAGUCUGCCUGAAGUGCGCAUGCAUCGGCGUCACCUGUUAUUUCUCGCCAGAUCUUUACAUCAUCAGCGUAUAGUAACAUUGGGGACACAACUAUACUUGGGGCGUCAUUUACAUACAGUAUGAAUAGUAAAGGACCUAGGACAGAAACUUCCAGUAUUCCACAAAGUACUGGUCUACAGUUGGAGCACUUGGGAUUCACUCUUACUUUCUGUCUACGACCUACCAGGAAAUCCUUAAUCCAUUAUAGGAGGGGUCCGACAAUGCAAAGGUUUUCCAGCUUCAAGAGCAGUCUAUCUGUUGGUACCUUAUAAAAUGCUUUGCUGAAGUCUAUAUAGACAACAUCCACUGAUUUUCCAUUGUCUAGAACCUUUAUCGAUUGCUCCCUUGCUAUAAGGAAGUUUGUUGUGCAAGAUAAACCUUUCCUGAAACCAUGUUGUUCGCUGUUUAACAAGUUGUUGGUUUUCACGAAUGUCAUUAUGGUCUUUUUGACUAUUCUUCCCAUUAACUACGACAGUGGUGAGGCUGACAGAUCUUUAGUUCGAUAGAAGUUGUCUUGGUCUUGUUUUAUGUAUUUGAGUGACGAUUGCAUCCUUCCAGUUCGUAGGUAACACACCUUGGCCAAGUGACAUAUUGAAUAUCACAGUUAGUGAGGCUGCAAUAUAUUGUGCAAUUUGUCUCAGGAUUUUGGGUUGUAGUUCAUCCGAUCCUGUUGACUUUUCCAUGUCUGAGGUACUAAGAACCUUAAGUACAUCAUUUCGAUCAAAGCACACAGUGAACAGACAGUUUGUUGACUUUCUAUUUGGGCCUAGUUCUUCGUCUAGAAGACUAGUAAAUGUAGUAAGAUGUUAUAACACACUAGCGCCAUUAUAAUGAUAUAAAAUCUCAAACUAAAUGUUAAAUGGUCUUAAACUCAACCUCAUCACCUGCUUUGAUUUUGAGAUUAAUUGGUGUUAUUAGCCCCAGGUAGUAUGUGGAUUGGGUUCAGUACUUAAAUUUGCAUGUGUUUUGUGGUUAGUACAAUUUAUACCAAAUAUUAAGGUUGGAAUUCCUUCGUAUCUUCCUGACGAUGUACGUUCUUAUAUAGUAGAUUGACCCUCUGUAUUUACUACAUUGUUCUCAUUAAAGUAGACGUAGUGCAGUUCUGAUCUUUGUGAGUCGGAUUUUGUAGCUUCAGUUGGUAGAAUAUUAGUUUUAGUUCUGUUGUUCUCCUGUCAAUAGUAAAUCUUUCAGCGUGCAAUAAAUUAGGGCUGUAAUGUUCAUAACUAGACACAACAAUAUAGCUUCUUAAGUUGUUGGAUCAAAAAAUUGUAGUUAUCUGCAGACAUAAAAUCAGUUAAUAAUUUGACAUACUCAACCAUGCUGGAGAAUCGCGCAACAUUCAAAACCGGAAAUUGUUACGAAAACUUUCGGUUAAUCAUAGUUGGUUCUUAUUGUUAUUCAAACGAAUGAACAUCGAUACAAAGAGGCACCAAAAUAUAUGCAUCAUGCCCGCGACGUGUGAUGGUCUAUACUGAUGGUUCAUGUAACGGUGCACAUGAUGAUCGUCGUGCUGGUUAUGGUGUUUACUGGGGGCCCAAUCAUCCAUGGAAUGUCUCUGAGCGGUUGGAAGGAGAGCAAACAAAUAAUAGAGCAGAAAUUGAGGCGGUGAUAUGUGCAAUUAAACAGGCACACAUUGGUGGUAUUACUCAUUUGGGAAUAGUUACUGAUAGUAAAUUCGCUCAAAACUGUGCAACCGAAUGGGGUCAACGAUGGGCGCGAAAUGCUUGGAAAUUAGCCAAUGGUGAAGAUGCUAAAUUAAAAGAACCAGUUAAACGGUUACUUGGAGUUAUCGCUGAAUCAGGAAUUGAAAUAAUUUGGAUGUCACAAAUGUUGACAAUCGAUGUAAAGCCAACCAAAUCGUUUCCUGACCAGAAACCAGGUACAAGUGGUUUACGUAAACCAACAAAAACAUUUAUGCAACAUGGGUACACUGAGAACUUCAUACAAUCUAUUUUAAAUGCAGCUGUUGGUGAAUUGUUGAACAAAUCUCAACCAGUUCGACUUCUUUUAGGCGGAGACGGUCGGUAUUUUGUACGAGAAUCAUUACAAAGUAUCAUUAUCCCAAUAUGUUUAGCUAAUGGGGUAUCUGAAUUGUUUGUUGGUCAAAAUGGAAUCCUGUCAACUCCAGCUGCAUCAUUCAUAAUUCGUAAGCAUCAAUUGAAUGGUGGUAUUCUUCUAACAGCUAGUCAUAAUCCUGGUGGACUAAAUGCAGACUUUGGUAUUAAGUACAAUUGUGGGAAUGGUGGACCAGCACCGGAGAAAUUAACAGAUGCUAUUUUUGCACAAAGUGAAAAGUUGACUUCUUAUAAAACUGUUAAAGAACCAUUAAAUAUUCAGUUGGACUGUAUUGGUUCAACGAAAUAUACUUUAUCCAAUGGCGAAACUCCCAUAGUAACAAUCAUAAGCAGUGUUUCUGAUUAUGCCGAUUACAUGCGCACACUGUUCGAUUUUGAUGCUAUUAAAACACUAUUGACUGGUUCACAUCAGCGUGAACCAUUUAAAUUGCUUGUCAGUGGUCUUAACGGAGUCAUGGGGCCCUACAUUCAUGAGAUAUUAUGCAAUCAACUUGGAUUAAAUUCAGAGUUAGCUAUUAAAUCUCAACCAUUAGAAGAUUUUGGCGGUGGUCAUCCUGAUCCAAAUUUGACUUAUGCGGCAGAUCUUGUCCAAAUGAUAGUGGCUGACUCAUCAAUUGCAAUGGCAGCCGCUUUUGAUGGUGAUGGUGAUCGAAAUAUGUUGAUUGGUCGACACGGUUUUUUUGUAUCACCAUGUGAUUCGUUAGCUGUGAUUGCAGAUAAUACAGAUUGUAUUAAAUAUUUUCAAGAGAAUGGUGUUCAUGGAUUUGCACGAAGUAUGCCUACCAGUAGAGCACUUAAUCUUGUAUGUAAAAGUCGAUCAAUGCAGUGUUACGAAGUUCCAACAGGAUGGAAAUUUUUCGGUAAUUUAAUGGAUGCUAAAUUAUGCUCUUUAUGCGGUGAAGAAAGUUUUGGCACUGGUUCUGAUCAUAUACGUGAAAAAGAUGGUUUAUGGGCAUUACUUGCAUGGUUGUCUAUUUUGGCUAAACGUAGUCAAAUUGGUUUGCCAGUAGAUGUCGAGUCAAUUGUAAUGGAACAUUGGAAGAAAUACGGAAGAUAUUUUUUCACUAGAUACGAUUAUGAAAAUUGUGAAUCAAGUCAAGGUGAUGAAAUUAUGAAUGAAUUAAAGAAAUUAAUUGACAAUAAUAAAAUAUCAGGUCAUGUGUACACCACUGUCAGUGGACGACAGUUCGUUUGUGAUUUUUGUGAUAAUUUUUCAUAUGUGGAUCCAGUUGAUGGAAGUCACACUGCAAACCAAGGUUUUCGCUUAAUUUUUAAUGAUGGAACACGAUUUGUGUAUCGUUUAAGUGGUACAGGCAGUAGUGGUGCAACACUUCGAGUGUAUGUUGACACUUAUGAAUCAGAUCCGGCUAAACAUACAAUUGCUUCACAGGAAUAUCUGAAACCGCAUAUUGAAUUAGCAUUGGAAUUAUGCGGUGUAAAUAAAAUCACUGGUCGAGUAGCUCCAAAUGUCAUCACAUAAAACGUCUUAUCCUACAAAGCUGUUGAUUUUCUACCUUUGCUGCACAACCCAUUCAUGGUGAUUAAUUAAACAUAACACUGAUGACUGUCAUUCGUAGUCUUUUGAACAUAGAAUCGUAUGCGAUCAUGGUAAUUAAACGAACCUUGCCCUCCUCCAAUCAACAGUGAUUCUUAUUAUUAUUACUAUUAUAAAUUCUCCCGUAUAUUAAUAUUGUUCCCGUCGGUUAAUGAUUACUACAUCUAUCUUGUCGCUGCCGCUGUCAUCCUUUUAGUAAUAUUUAGAUGAUAAGAUCAUAAUGCAUUUGCUCAUCGUUUAGAUCUUUCGCUAUAUCUAUCCCCUCUGAUUCAACAUGUGUUUAAAAGUGAUUUUUCCAAUAGUUUAUGCUGAAUCAUUUGUCCAUUUUUUUUUCAAGCAAAUGAAUUUUUUAGUAGCCUCCUUUUUAGGUUUCCUCUCUCAUUAUCUAGUCUUGAUUUUAUUUUAAAAAUAGUGUAUUUUUCGUGCCUUUAACACUUACUUUCAUUUUUUUAGUAGAUAAUUUUUCAAAAAAGUAAUUACACUCCCGCCUACUGAUCAAUAUUACGCGGUGAGACGAACAAUCUUUCGGUUAAUAAUUCAGUGGUGCUUUUCGUAGACAUUAUUAUUCUAGUAAUAGACAAUCGGUGGAAAGCACUGUUUAAUAUAUGUUUCACGCUAGUCGAUACUCAACAACAUAGUUUAUUUGUAAUUUUUUGUGGAAACGUGGGUGCUUUUCCCAUGUAUUUCGAUGCUAUAUCAUUCAACACCGAAAACGUCACCAAUGAACUAUAUGGGACGCCAGGAUCCACCUCCUGCAAGUCCAGGAUAUUUGUGCUAAGUUAUCACGCUUCGUGUUUCUUAGUCAUGAUUUCUGACCGAAUUCUACUGAACAGUACAGGUGUACGAUUUUUAUUGAAAAAUCGGGUUUACAUCAUAACCUUAGAUUCCUAUUUAAAGGAUGAAGGCUAGAAAUACUACUAUUGUCAAAAACCAAUUAUCUAAACCAAAGUAGAUCUCAUCAUAAUCAAAACUAAAAUUCAGUCUAUGAAAAACAGAGACUCUUCAUUUUCAAAACAUCAUUCUAGAACAAAUCAAUCAUGAGCUUUUUUCAAAACCCUGUCGUCUAAAGUUUUCGUUCAAAUCAAAAGCCUUCUCACAGUAAAAGAAGUUGAUAUAUAGUGAUGAAUUCCAUUCAAUCGAUUGUUGAACGACGAUCCGUAGUGUCGCAACCUGGUCUGUGCACGAUCAAUUCUUACGGAAUCCAGCCUGUUGAUCUUGAAGUUGGACGUCUACUGUAUCUUCCACUCGGUUCAACAACACUCUGUUGAAAACUUUUCCUGAUACCGAUAGUAGUGUGAAGCCUCUGUGUUUCUAACACUUGCUGAGAUCCGCUUUCUUUGGUAUCUCGAUGAGAUUUCCUUCUUUUCAGUCUGUCGUCACUUGUUCUUCCUCCCAAAUCUUUAUGAAUAGAAUGCGGAGCAUGUUUGCAGUUACCUCUAUGUCUGACUUCGAUGCUUCAGGUGGUAGAUUUUCAGAGCGUGCUGUUUCCCCACUCUUGAUUUGUCUGAUGGCCAUGUUGAUUUCCUCGACCGUUGUGGAAUGACAUCUAUGGGAAGGUCUGUGUAUUUUGCUUCGAUGUCUGGUGAAUUCAGUGAGACUGAUCUUCUCAAGAGUUCUUCAAAGUGUUCUACCCAUCUGUUCCUCUGUUCCUGAAUCUGAGUGAUUGGCAUGCCUUCUUUGUCCUUGACCGGUCUCUCUGCUUUACCAUAUUUCCCUGACAGUUUCUUCGUUGUAUCAUAUGGUUGUCUCACAUUUCCUUCUCUUGUAGCUUUUCCCCUCUGUCAUUGCUAGGUCUUGCACAUAUUUCCGUUCGUCGGCUCUAAUGCCCUUCUUCACUUGCUUGUUUACUUUUGUGUAUUGAUUGUGAUUCUCUUCUUCUUUAUUUUGAAAAAUGCUUUGAUGAUCCCGGAUCCAUCAAACUCCCACCUUUUAAGCGUUUUUCGUGCUUCUUUGGACAGCAUUAGUUCAACUCACUGCGUGUGCGAAGUACUUACUUCUUCAUGACCAGAGUACAACAGCAUCUCUCCUG